UGAAAUAAAAAUAAAUAAAUAAAUUGACCAUCCUAUUAACACAGAGGUGUAUGUGGUUUUAUACAUAUUGUUUCAGGUCUGCAGGUGAAGGUGACUCCUGCUGCAGAGGGACAGAAGACACUGACCUGUAUCACCACCUGUACUCUGACUGACAACCCCACCUACAUCUGGUACAAGAACGGACAACAUCUAGAUGAGAGAACCUCCCCCCAGUACAAAGACCCAGUCUCCGAUGACUAUGGAGACAGUUACUCCUGUGCUGUAAAAGGCCAUGAGAAUCUCCACUCUCCUGCAGUGUGUGUUGUGGGUGAGAGCUGUAUGAAUGUGACUUACACCCAUCAGAGUAUCUGUGCUUUGAAAGGGUCAACAGUGGACAUAUCAUGCUUUUACACACAUCCCAGUUGGCAUAACGUCACAGAAGUGUCCUGGUUCAGCAAAUGGGAGUCUGGUGUCACUACAGACCUGAGCCUGAACCCAGAGUAUGCAGAUCGUGUGGAAUACCAUCGACAAACAGAAAAGGACUCCACCCUGAGAAUCACAGACCUGAGAGAAAGUGACUCAACUGAGUACAAGUUCAGAUUUACAACUGAUGAGGCAAGAUGGGGAUACAGCUUCCCUGGAACAACUCUGUCUGUCACAGGUUUUCAGGUGGAGGUGACUCCUAAAUGGAGAUCAGAGUCGAAGACACUGUCCUGUAUCACCACCUGUACUCUGAGUAACCCCAACCCCAUCUACAUCUGGUACAAGAACGGACAACAUCGAGAUGAGAGCACCUCCCCCCAGUACAAAUACUCAGUCUCCAAUGACUAUGGAGACAGUUACUCCUGUGCUGUAAAAGGCCAUGAGGACCUCCACUCUCCUGCAGUGUGUUUUCAGGGUCAGAGCUGCAACAGAGUGACUUACACCAAGAGGAGAAUCUGUGUCUUGAAGGGGUCAACAGUGGACAUAUCCUGUACUUAUGUUAGUUAUUAUUCCACCACAUCAUCAUUCUGGUUUAGAAGUGAUAAGUCGACCCCUGAAGACCUAACCACAGACCCAGGGUAUGCAGGUCGUGUGGAGUACCCUGGAACAUACAGAGGUCCCUCCUCCCUGAGAAUCACAGAUCUGAGAGAGGAGGACUCAGCUGAGUAUCGCUUCACUUUUAAAACAGACAACUUUGAAUGGGGUCAUAGUUUCCCAGGAACAACUCUGUCUGUCACAGGUCUGCAGGUGAAGGUGACUCCUGCUGCAGAGGGACAGAAGACACUGACCUGUAUCACCACCUGUACUCUGACUGACAACCCCACCUACAUCUGGUACAAGAACGGACAACGUCUAGAUGAGCCCACUUCCCAACAAUACUCUAGUAAUACCCUAGUAGUGUUGGGUCAUUCUGUGGACAGUUACUCCUGUACUGUAGAACACCAUGAGGACCUCCACUCUCCUGCAGUGUAUGCUCCAAAGAACACCUCAGUGUCAGUCAGUCCCUCUGGUGAAAUAGUGGAGGGCAGUUCAGUGACUCUGACCUGCAGCAGUGAUGCCAACCCACCUGUGGACAAAUACACCUGGUACAAGAAGAACGUAUUCUCACCAAAAGCAUCAGGACAGAGUUACAACAUCACUAACAUCAACUCUGACGACAGAGGAGAAUAUUACUGUGAGGCCCAGAAUGGAAGAGGAUCUAAUAACUCUACAGCUCUGAUGAUCAUUGUAGCAGGGAAACAAACCUCAGUUCUGACUGCAGCUGUAGGAAUCAUAGUGGUUGUUCUGGUUGUCAUCCUCUGUCUCUCUGGACUCAUGUGGUUCAGGAAGAAGGCCUCCAAACCCACCAACACAAGAGACACAGCAGACGUUGGACAGGGAGACUCUAGUCCAGUGUAUGACAAUGUCUCAAGCAUGUCCACAGCCCCUACUGCAGCACAGGCAGCAGCCACAGACAACCAGGAUGAUGUUCACUACGCCAGCGUCCACUUCUCUCGUCCCAUAAACCAGGAAGUUCCUCUGUACUCCACCGUCCAAGUGCCUCAACCCCAGAAAGAGGAUGAGGAUGUCCACUACGCUGCUGUGAAAUUCAACCUCCCCAGUGCUGCCACCCAACCCGCAGCAGCACAAGCAGCUGAAGAGGACUCCUCUGUUCUCUACAGUACAGUCAACAAACCCUGAACUAAGAAGACCCAAACACAACAAACCCAGAACCAAGAAGAGCUGAACACAACAAACCCAGAACCAAGAAGACCUGAACACAACAAACCCAGAACCAAGAAGCCCUGAACACAACAAACCCAGAACCAAGAAGACCCGAAAUCAACAAACCCAGAACCAAGAAGACCUGAACACUACAAACCCAGAACGAAGAAGACCCGAACACAACAAACCCAGUACCAAGAAGACCUGAACACAACAAACCCAGAACCAAGAAGACCCGAACACAACAAAUCCAGAACCAAGAAGACCUGAACACAACAAACCCAGAACCAAGAAGACCUGAACACAACAAACCCAGAACCAAGAAUUCCUAAACACAACAAACGCAAAACCAAGAAGACCUGAACAGAACAAACCCAGAACCAAGAAGACCUGAACACAACAAUCCCAGAACCAAGAAGACCUGAACACAACAAUCCCAGAACCAAGAAGACAUUUACCAAGAUUAACAUUUGUAUUUACUGGUCUAAGGACAUUGGUAACCAGUUUAAAAUAAGGCACCUCUAUGUUUGUGGUACGUGUGGGUUGUGGUACGUGGCCAAUAUACCAUGGCUAAGGGCUGCAUCCAAGCACUCCGAGUUGCAUUGCGCAUAAGAACAGCCCUUAGCGGUAGUAUAUUGGCCAUAUACCACACCUCCUCAGGCCUUAUUGCUUAACUUCAUAAUGGUAACAAGGCACUUCAGGGGUUUGUGGUAUGUGACCAACAUACUGUUCCACGGCUUAUUUUAAACUGGUUAACAACAUAAAUAGAACAGUAAACAAGCCUUUUUACGUCAUACCCGUGGUAUAUUGUCUGAUAUACAGUAUAGACUUCUGAAAUGCUGUUUCAGCCAAUCAGCAUCCAGGGCCAAAACUACCCAGUUUAUAACAGUAUUUAAUAAUAUAUGCCAUUCUAUUUAAGAAUGAUGGAGGCCACUGUGUUCUUGGACCUUCAAAAAUACAGAAAUGUUUUGGUACCCUUCCCCAGAUCUGUGCCUCAUCACAAUCCUGUCUCAGAGUUCUAGAGACAAAUCCUUCGACCUUAAUGAUUUUUGCUCUGACAUGCACUGUCAACUGUGGGACCUUAUAGACAGGCGUGUGCCUUUCCAAAUCAUGUCCAAUUGAUUGAAUUUACUACAGGUGGACUCCAAUCAAGUUGUAGAAACAUCUCUAGGAUGAUUAAUAGAAACAGGAUGCAGCUGAGUUGCAUUUUGAGUCUCAAAGCAAAAGGUCUGAAUACUUAUCUAAAUAAGAUUUCUGUUUUUUAGUUUUAAAAUAUUUGCAAACCUUUCUAAAAACCUGUUUUUGUUUUGUCAUUAUGGGGAUAGUGUGGUAUAUUUUUAUUUAAUCUAUUUUAGAAUAAGGCUGUAACGUAACAAAAUGUGAAAAAAGUCAAAGGGUCUGAAUACUUUCCCAAUGCAUUGAAUAUAAUUAUAUAUUUAUUUAUGUUAUGUUUCUGAAACAAUCAUCAAACUUGUGAGACUUUUGCCUCAACGUCCAGGAAAGAGUUCUGAUUGAUGCAACGUUUCUUAUUGCUUUUAUCAAAUCUUUU
Messenger RNA from Oncorhynchus mykiss (rainbow trout), 3715 nucleotides. NCBI's taxonomy places the organism in Eukaryota, Metazoa, Chordata, Actinopteri, Salmoniformes, Salmonidae. The record is from RefSeq and is a predicted model, not a curated record.